CCUCCGGUGGAGCGACGCGCUGAUGUCAAAUUAAUGACCUCCGACACGGCGGAUGUGAAGAUUUUAUCUGCUUUUUGCUUUGUUUUGUUUUAAUUAAUUAAUCCCGUAGAAACAUCGAGAUGGUCUCACAACUUUGUGUGCAGAUACAAACGAUGCUGCCGCUCUGCUCCAUGAGUGCGUCCUCGGUACGUUUUUGCGCGCAAUUUAACAAUUUAUCACUCCGACCAGCACAGCUAUAAGUCAGAGCUGUUUCGUUUAUUAAUUUAUGUGGUGUGGCAGCGUUUCUGUACGCGCACCAGGAACCCACAGAGGCUCCCUGCUACCACGCUGAAAAAUGCGUCUAAAUAACCCAGCGUGAAGCCAUUUUAAUCCUGCAGAAAGAGAGGCAAAACAGAAGUUCACGGACGACAAACACUGUAGAUUGCAGCUUGUUCAUUAUAAUCCUAUCAAUUGGGGCAAUUAACGCGUUUUUAAACGGCACCUUAAAAAGGCUGCGUGCGGGAUUCAUUGGAGCGUGAGGAGGGCAGUGAGAACGGGGCUGAUGCCGGAGCGCAGAGUAAAGAAAAGCUUUCUGUGAUCAUUUGUCCCGCUGAAAACAGACCUCCUGCCAGCCGUCAGCCGUCAGUCAUCAGCGCCAGGUUUCGCUGUGUGUCCUCGCAUCAGCGGCUCUGGAAGUUUUGGUGUUAAACGAGCUGCGGGGACUUUUUCUUCCCGCGGACUGACUGACGCCCCUCCUGCCUGCCCCGCUCGGGCCAAAAGCGCAUGUGUGUUAUUGCUGUGAUGUGAGUUGAGCCGCAUCCAGACGCACUGGCCGCCGCUGGCUGAUGCCCCCCCUCCUCAUCCUCCUCCUCCUCCACCUCCUCCUCCACCUCCCCUCAUCUUGGUGGUGUUGUGCGCAAAAUCUCCAGCGCCGGACGGACGGACGCAGUUUGACGGUACAAACGAGCGGCUCUGCGGGGGGAUAACCAAGAGAGAAAAAAGCCAUCCAAAGCAGACAUGGAUAUUUAACGGACGUUUGAUUCGUUUUUUUUUAAUCUCUUUAUUUUUUUUGUUACCCCGUGAUGUUGCUUUUGCCCCGGGGGUGUUAAUUAAACCUGCUCGAUGUCUCUCAUCAGUUUAUAACCGUAACAAAAUGAGGAUUUCUUCUCGAGACUGGUUUCUGUUGAUGUUCUCUGGCUUUUGGGGACUGACCAUGGGUGCUUUCCCGAGCAGCGUUCAGAUCGGCGGUCUGUUCAUCAGAAACACGGAUCAGGAGUACACCGCCUUCCGCUUGGCGAUCUUCCUGCACAACACGAGCCCGAACGCCUCGGAAGCCCCCUUCAACCUGGUGCCUCACGUGGACAACAUCGAGACGGCCAACAGCUUCGCCGUCACCAACGCCUUUUGCUCUCAGUACUCCCGUGGUGUCUUUGCCAUCUUCGGCCUGUACGACAAGCGCUCGGUCCACACGUUGACGUCCUUCUGCAGCGCCCUCCACAUCUCCCUCAUCACGCCCAGCUUCCCCACCGAGGGCGAGAGCCAGUUCACCCUGCAGCUCCGGCCGUCCAUCCGGGGGGCGCUCCUGUCCCUCCUCGACCACUACGACUGGAACAAGUUCGUCUUCCUGUACGACACCGACCGAGGAUACGCCAUCCUGCAGGCCAUCAUGGAGAAGGCAGGACAGAACAACUGGCAGGUCAGCGCCAUCUGCGUCGAAAACUUCAACGAUGCCAAUUACCGACGGCUGCUGGAGGAUCUGGACCGGAGGCAGGAGAAGAAGUUUGUGAUCGACCUCGAGGCGGAGAGACUGCAGAACAUGUUGGAGCAGAUUGUCAGCGUCGGGAAACACGUCAAAGGCUACCAUUACAUCAUGGCCAACCUGGGUUUUAAGGACAUCAACCUGGAGCGCUUCAUGCACGGUGGAGCCAACGUCACAGGCUUCCAGCUGGUGGACUUCAGCAACCCCAUGGUCAUCAAACUGAUGCAGCGCUGGAACAAGCUGGAUCAGAGGGAGUACCCGGGCUCGGACGCUCCACCCAAGUACACGUCAGCGCUGACGUAUGACGGGGUGAUGGUGAUGGCGGAGGCCUUCAGGAACCUGCGCAGACAGAAGGUGGAUAUUUCCAGACGGGGGAACGCCGGUGACUGUCUCGCUAACCCGGCCGCCCCGUGGAACCAGGGCAUCGACAUGGAACGCACUCUCAAACAGGUCCGGUUGCAGGGAUUAACAGGUAAUGUGCAGUUUGACCACUACGGCCGGAGGGUCAACUACACAAUGGACGUGUUUGAACUGAAGAAUAAUGGACCCAGACGGAUCGGCUACUGGAACGACGCGGACAAACUGGUGCUGAUCCAGGACUCUCCGCUGCUUCCAAACGACACUACAGGCAUGGAGAACCGCACUGUUGUAGUCACCACCAUCAUGGAGGGUCCCUAUGUGAUGCUUAAGAAGAACUGGGAGAUGUACGAGGGCAACGACCAGUACGAGGGCUACUGCGUGGACCUGGCCUCGGAGAUCGCCAAACACAUCGGCAUCAAGUACAAAAUCUCCAUCGUUCCUGACGGAAAGUACGGCGCCAGAGACCCGGAGACGAAGAUCUGGAACGGCAUGGUUGGGGAGCUGGUGUACGGGAAAGCGGAAAUCGCUGUGGCCCCUUUGACUAUCACGUUAGUCCGGGAGGAGGUGAUCGACUUUUCCAAGCCCUUCAUGUCGCUGGGCAUUUCCAUCAUGAUCAAGAAGCCCCAAAAAUCCAAACCAGGGGUUUUCUCUUUCCUGGACCCGUUGGCCUACGAGAUCUGGAUGUGCAUCGUGUUCGCCUAUAUCGGCGUGAGCGUGGUGCUCUUCCUGGUCAGCCGCUUCAGCCCGUAUGAAUGGCACACCGAGGAGCCCGAAGAGGGCACCGACGGUCCGCCAAGCGACCAGCCCCCCAAUGAGUUUGGCAUCUUCAACUCCCUCUGGUUCUCCCUGGGCGCCUUCAUGCAGCAGGGCUGUGACAUCUCCCCCAGAUCAUUAUCUGGUCGAAUCGUGGGGGGAGUGUGGUGGUUCUUCACUCUCAUCAUCAUCUCAUCCUACACGGCCAACCUGGCAGCCUUCCUUACUGUGGAGAGGAUGGUUUCCCCCAUUGAGAGCGCAGAGGAUCUGGCCAAGCAGACGGACAUCGCCUACGGCACGCUGGACUCUGGCUCCACCAAAGAGUUCUUCAGGCGGUCAAAAAUCGCCGUCUAUGAGAAGAUGUGGGGAUACAUGAAGUCGGCCGAGCCCACAGUCUUCACCAAGACCACGGCCGAGGGCGUGGCGCGGGUCCGCAAGUCCAAAGGGAAAUACGCCUUCCUCUUGGAGUCCACCAUGAACGAAUACACAGAGCAGCGCAAGCCGUGCGACACAAUGAAAGUGGGAGGCAACCUGGACUCCAAAGGCUACGGAGUAGCUACACCCAAGGGUUCACAGUUAAGAAGUGCAGUUAACCUGGCUGUGUUAAAACUCAAUGAGCAAGGCCUGUUGGACAAAUUGAAAAACAAGUGGUGGUACGACAAAGGAGAGUGUGGCAGCGGAGGCGGUGGCGAGAAGGACAAGUCGUCCCAGGCCCUCAGUCUGAGCAACGUGGCCGGGGUCUUCUACAUCCUCGUCGGGGGCCUGGGCCUGGCCAUGCUGGUGGCCCUCAUUGAAUUCUGCUACAAGUCGCGCAACGAGGCCAAGAGAAUGAAGCUGACAUUUACAGAAGCCAUGAGGAACAAGGCCCGUCUGUCCAUCACAGGCAGCGUUGGGGAGAACGGACGGGUGCUGACGCCCGACUGUCCCAAGGCCGUCCACGCCGGGCCUCCCCUCCGCCAGAGCUCCGGCCUCGCCCUGGUGUCCUCUGAGCUCCCGUGAAAACCAAAAACCGCUCAAGUGCCUUAUUCCAGUAACAAGAAAAAACAAUAAUCACUCCGCCCACGACACAACCAGAAACUCAUCACAAAGAAACAGGACUGGCACACCCAACAGGUCACCUCCAGUGGGCGAGGCGGGACUGACGGAGGCGCAAACAAUAAACCCCACUGUGACAGGUCACGACUUCCUGUGGCUCAGUGAUUUCUGUCAGAAAUCUGUGGAAACCGGAGGCAGAACAAUCUCGACUUUUCAAUUGUGUGGCCGCAUGGAAGCGUUAUGUUCGAAUCAAAAGGUCACGGGAAUCCACUGGAGCCAUUCAACCUUCGCCGCUUCAGUGAUGGAGCGGGAACAGACGGGAGGAAGACCAAUAAUAUCAUGAUUAUAUGAUAAAGACGAAGACCACUAAACUGUACACUUGGAACAAACUCGAAGCUGUGCGUUUUGGGAUUGCUGUGAAUUGGCAAAAACAAAGAAAAAACAAACAAAAAAAAAAACUGAACCACAAUCAAGAUUGUUUUCCAGCUGGACAGCGUUUGCUACGCAGACGUGAGCAGCGUUCAAACAGACAAACAAUCUCGCGAGAUAUCAGCAGCGAGUGACGCUGGCAGACUGUAGCUCAGUGCCAUGGACAUAUGGUGAAAAACAUUUGUAUUCAUAAUAGUGAAAAUGAAAUCUAUUGAUAUUGAAUAUAUGGGCAAACAUAGGAAACUGUGAAAAUACGUAAAUAUGUAUAUUCCGUGAAAAAGAAACCAGAAUUUAGCUGUACAUAGGGACGACUGUGUAACUGCUUGCUUUUUAAACAGAUGUACAUAGCAGAUACUGUAGUGGACAGACAGACAGUUCUUUUUUUCUUUUUGUAAAGCAUCUUUAAAAGUUUUACUCAUCGCAAUAAUGAAAAAGAUGGCGCCACUUGAAGGAGGAGACGUGCGGAAGGCAGCGUGACAAUUUGUGUUGAAUACUUAACUGUGCUAUGUAGGAACCUUCAAAGUAAACUCUAAAUGUGAAAGGGUAUCAACUGCCCAAAUAUUCUGAUACCUGUUAACAUAAGAAUUCAUUAAUAUAUUCAACGAUGAAUGUUACGUAGCUCCACCCCCAAUCCUUAAACCACACCCCUCACUGUGCAGACGUAGACGCAGACGCAGACGGUCGCUCACGGAGUAGAGCUUUAUUAAAUCAAGUUUCUGCAGUCAGAAUAUAACUAUUUUUUUCAUUCUUUGAUCUAUUUUUUGUACCGAGAAAUUAAAAAAGAAACUGUCUGUCUCCUGGUUUUAAAUGUCGACAGUCAAGUACUAUCUGGGUAGACCUUUUAGACGAUUCAUUGUGUGUGUGUGUGUGUGUGUGUGUGUGUGAGUGCGCGUGAGGAGGCACGAGUCCAAACCAGGAUGCGAAAUUGGCGGGAAAAAAAAUGUUAUGAAAAAGAAAAAAGAAGCCAUUUGUCUCAUUAAGUGUUAUUUGAAGUGUCUAUGCUAUUCCCAGUAAGACGUCGCCGCCGAGCUGAUGAAACACUGUGGGUCCUGCUGGACACGCUGUAGCAGACAUGUCGCCGACUGAAGUGUCCUCGUCUCUUUUUGGACAAACGGAGGGACAAUCUGCGGCAGGACAAGAGACGCCACAUCUUCAGCAGCACCAGCCAACGACGCAGUAGGUUCUAAAUGUUCUCCGUUUGUUCCCACUCCUCUUCCGGUCGGUUCCCUCGCACGAGGGACGGAGGAAAACCGGCCGGAAGACUUCAGGUCUCGCGCACCUUUCUUCUUCUUCUUCUUUUUCCUCUGUUGUCCCGCCAUCCGUCGUUAAGAGCUGAGGUGUAACACGGCGUCUUAGUUUGGUUCAACUGUACAUCUUUAUUUUGAUCUUUUUUAAGUAAAAACAAAUUUCAAAUUGUAAUGUGCUGUCGUU
Molecule: messenger RNA, 5746 nt
Organism: Scatophagus argus
Lineage: Eukaryota; Metazoa; Chordata; Actinopteri; Scatophagidae
Gene: gria4b
Product: glutamate receptor, ionotropic, AMPA 4b
Exons: 16
Coding region: 1133-3850 (905 amino acids)
Biological process (GO): synaptic transmission, glutamatergic; monoatomic ion transport; modulation of chemical synaptic transmission
Cellular component (GO): postsynaptic membrane; dendritic spine; AMPA glutamate receptor complex
Molecular function (GO): transmitter-gated monoatomic ion channel activity involved in regulation of postsynaptic membrane potential; AMPA glutamate receptor activity
Source: RefSeq, a predicted model, not a curated record